Leptonychotes weddellii (Weddell seal) is the source of this 2633-nucleotide messenger RNA. It is a transcript of the gene GTSE1, whose product is annotated as G2 and S-phase expressed 1. Gene Ontology annotation, molecular function: microtubule binding. The record is from RefSeq and is a predicted model, not a curated record. Gene Ontology annotation, cellular component: microtubule cytoskeleton; cytoplasmic microtubule. Lineage: Eukaryota; Metazoa; Chordata; Mammalia; Carnivora; Phocidae.
GCUCGGGUGAGGGCCGCGGUGGCUCGGCCGGGGUCCACUCGCGCGUAAGACUCCCUGGCAGCCCUCGCCGUGGAAGGAGGACGCGCCUUCAGUCAGCCGGCCAGCCAGCCAGGAGAAGCAGAGAUGGAUGUUCCCAAGGAGAAUGACAUUCUUCUCUUAGCUGAUGAAAAAUUUGACUUCGAUCUUUCAUUGUCCUCUUCAAGUGCAAAUGAAGAUGAUGAAGUCUUCUUUGGACCCGUUGGGCAUAAAGAAAGAUGCGUUGCUGCCAGCUUGGAAUUAAAUCAUCACAUUCCCGAAGAGCGUCUUUUGCCAGCCUCGGAAAGUCACUUCACCUGGAGUCCUCUCCCUGGGGAAAAAUUCGUGGAAGUGUAUAAAGAAGCUCACUUAUUGGCCUUUCAGAUAGAAAGCAAGAGCAAAAACAAGGCCGCCCAAGAUGUCACAGCUGAAGACCUUUGGAGCCAGGGCGUGGAAAGAUUUAUACAGGAAUCAAAAUUAAAAAUAAGCCUAUUUGAGAAAGAAAAGGAAAUGAAAAAAAGCCCCAAGUCACUUAAGAGGGAGACCUAUUACCUGUCAGACAGCCCCUUGAGGGACCCGCCACUUCAGGGAACCCAGACACCCUCGGGCCUGGUCCUGCCAAGCGCUCCCGCCCAGACACAGGGGUGGCCACACUCACCCCACUCUUCUUUGCCAGUGGAACCAAGUACUGCUCACCCUCCAAAACAGACAGGGACUCAGAAAAAGGUCAUCAGCAAAUUGGUGCGGCCCCGAGCUUUUUCUGUGAAAGGGAAAAACAUUCAUGUGGCCACGGAGCAGCCUAGGAAAAGGAUACCAACCAGUCCUUCCAAUAUGAAAAUCCUCAGGGAAAAGGAAUCCCACAGGGAUGUGCCCCCUGACAAAUCCAGUGCCGCCCGGGAGCUCGCUAGCUUGCCAGCUGGUGGAAGCCACUUGGUCCAAGGCAAGCGAUCGCUCCCUGUUGCAAACAAGUUGGGGCUGAAGAAAACCCUGUUGAAACCCCCUGGUUGUGCUGGAGGUCUUUCAAGGAAGUUCUCUUCCUCUGGGUCCGUUUCGGCUGUGAUUUCCAGUGCGUGUGCUUCUCCAGCAGCCGGCAGAGCUAGAUCCAGUGAACCUGCAAGUGUUCCCGCGGGCAGUUCCCUGCCUCCGCAGGCAGGUCCUUCGGGUGCCCCCUGCAAGCAGAGCAAGUGGGCCGCGGUGGCUGAGGUGAAGGCGGAGGCUGCCAAGGCGCCCACCCCAGGAGCUCUCGUCCAAGCCCGGACACCGGAACAGGGAGGCCCGGGGCCGAGCUCCGGCUCCACCUGGUCCCAGCCCUCUCAGUUGAAUACAGCUGGGAGUAUGAGAAGGCGUGACUCCUACCUACUCUGCAGGACACAGGCUGUGCCCACCCCUACAAGUCAAUUUAAGAUCCCCAAAUUUGCUACUGGUGAGCCCCCGGACAGCGCGACGCCGAUGUCCUGCCGGGCCCAGAGACCGCAGUCCUGCACGUCGGUGGGGAGGGUUGUUGUCCAGAGCACUCCUGCUAGACGCUCAUCGGUGGCAGCCCCGCAGAGCCUUGUAAGCAGUACAAGGACCCCCACGAGUACGAAGCACGUGUCAGCCCUGCCCACACCUGCCAGCCGUCGGCUCUCCGGCCUUCCAUCCAUGACCCCUAAAACCGUGCCCAGAGCUCUGGCUUCGCCUCUGUGUGCGCCUGCUCGGCGGCUUUCUUCUGAGCCGCAGAAAAAGUCUUCAGUGAGAGCUGCACCAACGAGGGACACCGACAGCAAGGCUACCUCUAGGCGCAAGGACUCGUCUCCCGAUGGGUCCCUUUCCCCUCCGUCAGCUGUACCACAGGCACUUAACUUUUCUCCAGGAAAGACUGGCUUGACUCUUUCAGAAAGUAUCAGCACGGAAGUCGUGCUGGAUGCAGCCCAGCCACCUGGAGACACACCCACUGGUGAGGCUAUUCUCGUGGAUAUCAAACUGGACCAACUGGCCAUCACUCCAAAAGCUGAAAGCACAGCCCUCAUCGACAUCCCUCUCAUUGACUUUUGCAAUAGUCCAGAAGCACACGUGGCUCUGGGAUCUGAGAGUAGACCUCUGAUCGACCUGCUGAUAAACACUCCAGACAUGAUCAGAAACACUGCGUCCAAGCCUCCCCAGGAGGUGGGACAGCUGAUAGACUUGGCUUCUCCUCUGAUCCAGCUGAGUCCCGAGGCUGACAAGGAAAACAUGGAUUCUCCACUUCUCAAGUUCUGAGAAUACAGUCCUUUGUGUUUCACUCUUUCUAAAAGAACUGUCAGUCCUAAGGUGGUUUUCAACCCUUAGAAAUAAAUCUAGGAGAAGUCGUUUUGGGGGAAAAAACCAACCCUCAGUGAAGGGCCCAUGCCUGGAGGAGGGGGUGCUGCAGGACUGGGGGGUGUUUUGGGCUCCCGAGGCCACUGCUGCCCGUCAGCUCCCCUCUGUGCUGCCCUGAGCACCGGGCUGGAGCAUGGAGUUCAGUUGCUCCAGGUGAAGAAUUUUGAAUCUUUUGUAUGUAAAAUAGCAAGCGACUAUUUUUAAAAUUAAGUUUGUAUGAAACGUUAAGUAUUCUAGAUUUAAAUUAAAUUGUAAAAUAAAUGAAAAUGUAUUAAAACACA